Messenger RNA from Rotaria socialis, 1854 nucleotides. NCBI's taxonomy places the organism in Eukaryota, Metazoa, Rotifera, Eurotatoria, Philodinida, Philodinidae. The record is from the annotation of a GenBank genome assembly.
AUGCCGAAACCUACAAAACCACAGCCGCAAGUAGAACAUGUAGAAAACUUUAUCAUUGUUUGGUUGGACCAAUCAAUAGGGCACACUAAGCACAACGAACAGUCAAAAACUCAAUUGCAACAAAUUGUGAAUUCAGUUAUAACAUUUACGGAUCAAAAACAAUGUCACACUUUUAUGUCUAGUAUCAAAGACGAAAAGAUUUUUGUAGUUGUUUCAGGAAAAGUUGAAGAAAAUUUUGUUUCAAGUAUACACGACGAAAAGCAACUGGAGUCAAUAUAUAUAUUAUCUUCCGAUAAGGCAAAAGAAGAAACUUGGAUUAGUCAAUACCCAGAAAUCAGCGGUAUUUACACUACCAUGCUGUCGCUAUGCAAACAACUAGGCAAGGAUGUGAAAAAUCUCGAUCGUAGUCUGUUGGGGUUUGAAGUGAUGGAACUAUCGUUGUCAGACACUACAUCGAAGACUAAUCAACAAGAAGCAUUGUUUAUGUAUGAUCAGUUGUUUCGAGAUAUUGUCUUGUCAGUAUCAGAUGACAGCAUACAAGAUAUGUAUGAAUUUUGUGAAAAGCAAUACCGAGGAAACGCUCAAGAGCAAUUAUUUCUGAAAACACUCAAACAAAAGUAUUCUUCCCAUUCUCCCGUCUGGUGGUACAGUCAGGAGGCAUUUCUUUAUCGUAUGGUGAAUAAAGCUCUUCGGACUCAUCAGUACGAUAUACUUUAUCUUCUGCGAGUAUUUGUUCGGCACCUCCAUGAAGAAAUCAUUGUAAAACAAAAAGAGGAGAGCAUUGGUGAAAGGAAGCUAUUUCGUGGACAAGGAAUGGACAAAGAAACUUUCGAUCGAAUUCGUCUGAACAAAGGUGGGCUUUUAUCCAUCUCGAAUUUUCUUUCUACCAGUUUAGAGCUUGAAGCAGCCCUUCAUUUUGCUCGUGCAGCUCUUAAUAAUAAAAAGCUGGUGAGUGUCCUGAUGGAAAUUACAGUCGAUAAGAAUGCGGUGGUUCCUCUCGCCAACAUAACUGAUCUUAGUGCAUACAAGAUGGAACAAGAGUGGCUCUUCUCUAUGGGAUCGGUGUUUCGUAUUGGUUCAGUAGAAUGCUCACCUGAGGGAAUAUGGGUCAUCCCUUUAACAUUCACAAAUGAUCAAGACGAACAACUCAAUGCUUUGAAAGAACAUUUCAAAAAGUCCAUGGCCGAUAGGAAUACUUGCCUUAAUUUUGCUAAGUUAAUGCAUCAAUUAGCGGCUUGGAAGAAAUCUGAAUAUUUCUAUUUGAUGGCGCUGGAAAAUGAGACUACAUGGCAACGUCGUUCAGUUUUAUUCAAUAAUCUUGCAAUGGUUAAAGGAGAAUUGAAAAAAUAUGACGAAGCAUUAGCUUAUUACCAAAAGUCACUGGAACUAGAGGAUGCAAAAGGAUCCGACAGUAAAACAGACAAAGCGACCACAUAUAACAAUAUUGCAACUCUUUAUCACAAGCAAAAGAAAAAGGAUCAAGCCAUUGAAUAUUUUCAAAAAGCGAUCGAAGCCUGCAAUGCUCAGGGAAAUACAGAUGACGAUCUAGUGUCCACAUUGCACGCCAAUAUAGCUAUGAUUCUCGAUGAUCAAGGCAAAUAUGAGGAAGCUCUGGCAAAAAGUGAAGAGUCCCUCAAGAUUCGUAUAAAAAUUUUUCCAGCGAUUCAUCCAUCUGUAGCAAGUGGAUAUGGUACCAUUGCUAAUAUACUUCACAGCAUGGGAUCGUAUGCAAAGGCUAUUGAAUAUGCUCAAAAGGCAGUUGAUAUCGAUCGACAGGCCCUACCACCAGAUCACCCUCAGACUUUGCUCCACAUGAACAAUCUUGAAGUAUUCAAACAACAUCAGUCUAACUAA